Megalops cyprinoides (Indo-Pacific tarpon) is the source of this 2614-nucleotide messenger RNA. RefSeq names its product pyrroline-5-carboxylate reductase 3 (gene pycr3). NCBI's taxonomy places the organism in Eukaryota, Metazoa, Chordata, Actinopteri, Elopiformes, Megalopidae. Gene Ontology annotation, molecular function: pyrroline-5-carboxylate reductase activity. The record is from RefSeq and is a predicted model, not a curated record. The coding region runs from base 203 to 1891 and encodes 562 amino acids. Gene Ontology annotation, biological process: L-proline biosynthetic process. The transcript has 8 exons.
CGCAUUGAGAUCCAAUUGGGAGAUUCCACAUUCGGAGGUGGUCUGGGCCGCAUUUCGGCCGCAUUUGGCCACAUUCUUUCAUUCUUUUAGCAGUGUGCACGCAAUUGUGUCCUAGGCCACAUUGAAGGACCGCCUACUCAACUGCGUAAGCGGAAGUACGUACUCAUUCGUGCGCCAACAGCCAACAACAACAACAGGCAAAAUGGAUUCUCGUGGAUGGAGUACACACGAAACACGCUGUCUGAUUUCCAUUUGGGCCGAAGAGUCAGUACAACGGAAACUGGAUGAUUCAUAUCACAACCGGGCGAUUUAUGAGGAGAUUUCGAAAAAGAUGGAGGGGAAUGGUUACAGUCGAUCAUGGCAGCAAUGCCAACGUAAAAUCAAACACCUCAAGCAUGCUUUCAGAAAAGCCAAGGACUCCGACAACAAGUCUGGUGGGGACAGGAUAAGCGGUCUCUUUUACGAGGAAUUGGACAGGGUGCUAGGUGACCGACCGUCAUGCUGUCCCGGCGAAGGUGACGUGCUGGACUCCGAGCUCGAUUACACCAAAGAAGAGCCCCUUUUCAGCUCCACGAUGGACGCGAUUGGAGAUGCAGCCGUCACGUUGAGCAACAUUACGCCUGCUGAAACCCAGGGCGACGACGGCCGUAGUGACGAUACUACUGGACCAGAUGCAUCAUCAUCAUCAUCCCAGUCCUCCUCUGCAUCAUCAUCGUCAUCAUCAAAGCGACCGUCUAAUUCCAGCAGUGGCCAAACCAGACGGAAGAGGUCUAAGUUUGAGGCAACCCUGGAGGCCUUCUCCAAAGCCAUGUGCAACAGAAAGGACGAAGAGGUGCUUCUGCAGAUGCAAAGAGCACAGCAUGCCCAUGAGGAGAAACUGUCUGGGAUGAUGAUGCAGUCAAUUGCAUCUCUCGCCUCAACCAUGGCUUCUGCCCAAAGCCCUCCUGGGCACGGGCCCUCUUACCCCUGGUAUCAGCUGAUGCCACCACCAGCGCCACCGUCACAGUCUGUCCCCCCAGUCCAACACCCUCACCGCAAUGCGCAGUUUAACCCACCCCAGCAGAACAAGAUGGAGUCAGGUCUGACGGAGAUGAAGAUUGGGUUUAUUGGUGCGGGGAACAUGGCUUUUGGAAUAGCCAAGGGAAUCUUGAUGUCAGAGUACGUCAGACCCGAGAAUGUGAAAGUGAGCGCCCCGUCUUCCAACAACCUGGGGCGCUUCCAGGAAAUGGGAGUUGCAGUCACUCACUCCAACCAGGAAGUGGUCAGCAGCUCCCGCCUGGUCUUCCUGGCGGUCAAGCCGCACUUAGUCCCAGCGGUCCUCCAAGAGGUUGCCCCUCUCGUCACCCAGCAACACAUUGUUGUCUCCGUGGCGGCGGGCAUCACCAUAGCAACACUUGAAGGGCUCCUUCACCCAGACUCCAUUGUUUUGCGUCUCAUGCCCAACCUGCCCUGCAUGGUCCAGGAGGGGGCGCUGUUGUUCUGCAGAGGGACGAGGGCCAAGCCGGAGGACGGGGCGUUCCUGAGGUCCCUGCUGGCUCCCUGUGGGCUGGUGGAGGAGGGGCCCGAAAACUGGAUCGACGUCCACACCGGCCUGAGCGGCAGCGGCGUAGCAUUUGUGUACCUGUUUGCAGAGGCGUUGGCUGAGGGCGGAGUGAAGAUGGGCAUCCCCAGCGCCCUUGCCCACCGCAUCGCUGCGCAGACUGUCCUGGGUGCAGGCCACUUGCUGCGUGACUCGGGGAAGCACCCGGCCCAGUUGCGCUCGGACGUGUGCACCCCAGGGGGCACCACCAUUUUCGGGCUGCACGCGCUGGAGAAGGGCGGUGUGCGGGCCGCCACCAUGGGGGCCGUGGAGGCCGCCACGGAGAGGGCCAGGGAGCUGGGCAGGAAGUAGGAAGGAGGGAGACAGGAAGCAGGAAAUGGGGAGGCUUGCGCUGGAGAGUGGUUAAGAGCUCAGAUCCUUAAUAGGACGCAGAUAGAGAAGCGUCAAGGGAAGACUCUGAAAACAACUGCUUAAAGUCAGCUGUUACGCUAAGCAUAAUUAAUAAUAUAUUUUUGUAUGAUGCUUAUUGGAAACUGUAAAAAGUGAACAAAUUGAAAAAAUACAUUGCAAUUUUCAAGGGAAUAAUGUGUUUGGGACAGCCAGACAAUGAAGGACAGAAAGCCAAUAUCAUCACACCUUCAUGCUGGAGUGAGGGGACUCUUAAAUAUCUUCAUAGAGCACUUUUAGGUAAAAUGUCUACAUUGUACAAUUAAUUUGCCAUGUGUAUUUAUAAAUGCAUCUUGAAAAUCAUUUUAAAUUCUCUGCCGAAGAGUUACCAAGUGCUUGCCAGUUGAACCCAGGGAUAGUGUUGGCCACAGCAAGCACAAACCUGUACAACACUGAUAGAUAAUUGGUUGGAUGUCCAAGUAAACACUUUCCCUUGGUUCAUGGUGCUAAAGGGACAGGUGUGUAAGCAGCUUUGUCACUCCUGGAAAGGACGUGCCAUAGAUACUUAUGGUGAGGAAAGUAACUGUAGAGGUGUUCCUUGGUUCCGGUCUGAAGUCGCAAAAGCUGCUGGUGUUCCUUCAUCCUGAUCUCUGGUUGACAUCAUUGAAUUAACUGCUCUUGAAAUAC